Messenger RNA from Saccostrea cuccullata (small rock oyster), 2792 nucleotides. RefSeq lists its product as uncharacterized. NCBI's taxonomy places the organism in Eukaryota, Metazoa, Mollusca, Bivalvia, Ostreida, Ostreidae. The record is from RefSeq and is a predicted model, not a curated record. The transcript is spliced from 11 exons. The coding region runs from base 1408 to 2571 and encodes 387 amino acids.
GAAAUUAGUAAUUUGAUAUCAAGACAUAAUGUUGAAGAAAUUGUGUUCAGUGCAACGUCAAAUAUGUUAUACAUGUACACAACUCCUUUUGAUUGUUGUUAUGAUGAUUAAAAUUUAUCGGUUUUUUUAUAUAUAUUAGUGUUGGGAAGUCAAGGACAAAGAGGUAGGUUUCCCUUAAAUAUCAUUCAGAACAGGUUUAACGUGAUGUCGCAAGAAGUAAUUUUGUUAAUCAUCAUUGACUUAACUGUUAAUUUAAUCACUCCAAAAAGUUCCUGUCUCAUGACAUUCUUCUUCCUGGAAUAUUUAUGAAAUUAGUAAUUUUAAUAUCAAGACAUAAUGUUGAAGAAAGUGUAUUCAUUGCUACGUUAAAUAUGUUAUAUAUGUACACAACUCACUUUAAUUGUUGUUAUGAUGGUUAAAAUUUAUCGUUUUUUUUAUAUUAGUGGUGGGAAGUCGUGGAGAAAAAGGUGGGUUUCCGUUAAAUAUAAUUCUGAACAGGUUUAACGUGAUGUCACAAGAAGAAAUUUUGUUUAUGAUUCACCUAGAUAAAAUUAUUUACAAAUACCUUAUGCUUAAUCAAAAGAAAAAUGACAUGUAAAAUGUUUCAGCAGACCUCUGCUCUUGAAAAAUAUAAUAUGCACAAAAACACUGAUCGAUAGUAUUUCCAUGCAAAAAAGACAGUUUUGUCAUUUUUACACAUCAUUUCAUUAUGUAUUCUAAACUUCACAAGUAAGUAUUAUUCAAAAGUUGUUGCUUGAAAAGCGAAUCAAGAAAAGAAUUUGAUAGGAGUCAGGCGUUAUCUUCUUAGAACUUCGUAUAGUAAAUUUACGAUCAAGAGGAUUUAAUUUACAGUCUUUAAGGUUUCAUACAUGUACUACAUAAUUACCUUUUAUUGUUUUUAUGGUGGUCAAAGUAAUCUGUUUUUUAUAUUAGAUAGAAGACGAGGGAAAAAAGAGAAGGGAAGCUCUCAAUCGGUUUGGGGAGUUUGAAAAAUCAAGGAUUGUGUAUGCAAUAAAGAUAAGGCAAGCUGGAGAAAAGCUUUUGCUGUUAUUCCUAACAAUUCUACUAGUAGCUGCACACUUACUCUCUCUUUGCGUUUCCUCUGGACGCAGAAAAACACAUGUAUUACUUUGGUCGGAUAAAGCGGUGUUACUUGUGUUAUGGACGUGUGGUGAUGUGGAACUGAAUCCUGGGCCAGUAAUUAAAAGACUGGCCAGAUCUGAAGUUAUACGAAAAUUUCAGAGAAGCACCCAGACACUUAUUGUGAAAUUAAUCUAUGAAAAAAGUCAAACAAAGAUUCCUAAAUCACUCUACAGCCAGGGUCCUCCAGGAUGGAAAUGGGACCUAGAGUUCAAAAACAUAUCAAAUCUAAACAAAGGAGGGGAAGAGAUUUUCGAUAAAUUAAUUAUGCUAUUCAAGGAGAAAUGGAACCCUUUACCACCUGGAUGGGAUAAUUUGCUGAAACAUUACCAAAAUCUAAAGGAAAACAACAACGAAGAGAGCAAAAACGCAUUAGAGAGUUGGAUGCUGGAAACGGACUUUGUUCCAGCAAUCAUAUUACAUGCGAGCAUUAAUGGAAAAUCCUUAACAGAUUCGCUUGAAGCUUUUGAAAAUGUUUUGAAGAGAUGGAAGGAUACCUGUGGGAUACUUGAACCGACCCGUGUUACUGCCUUUUCAUUUUUUACAAAUGACGAUAAAAAGACUCUUUUCUCUUCUUCAUCAAAAAGCGCUACGAUUGAAAGAGCAGUUCUUCAACAAAAUGUCGUAUCUGACAAAACAGACAGCAUGUUGCGUGUACCUUCCAUUAAAGAAAGUGAUAAAUCAGAAAGUCAUGUUAUACAAUGGGAAGAAAAUGCUCGUCAAAGGCAAAGUUUUGCCCGCCCUAACCCUGAUACAGAUGUGACACACGCAGUCAAAGACACAGAAGAUUUCAAAAGCAACAAAGGAACAGCAGAGCACUUGCAACAGAAUCCAGACUUGUUUGAGCAUGUACAAAACAAUACAUUUAUUUUUGAAAAAACAAAGUCCAAAGGUGAUGACAACCAACAGUUCCCAAGAACGCACUUCUUGACGGAAAACAAACUAAGUGAAAAAGUGAGAACUCCAAACCAGAUGCAGAUGAAAAGAAGAUUACCGGAUGGAGAUCAGUUGUUAAAUAAUUCAAAAGUACCAAGGAAUAACGUUUACAUUUCUAAACAAAAAAGUGAUAACAUGAUUGAGAAUAUUCAUUUGGAGAAAACUACAGCUGAACAACUUACAAAUGAUGUGCAAAGGAACAACAACGCGGAACAAUCACCAACGAUUACAUCGGAUUCCGACAAAAAUCAAUCCUCCAACGAGAAUUCAUUAGAUUGUCAAAGCAGUCCAGUCCACACAGUCCUGAAUGAUCAGGACAAAAGUUUCUUGGAGGAAGACGUAUUUGAUGAUUUUUUGAUCAAUAAUCUGUAUCAGACGUUCCUAGUCCCUGAUUUCCUAAGGAAAUAUUUAAGUGAGCUUAAGCUUGGCACUGUUCAGCCUCUGGCAGAUGUUACCGAAUUGUGCCAAAGAAUAUUGAAUAUACAUACAUGUUGAUGCAGUUCUGUUGAAAUCAAGCAGUGAUAAAAUAUGUUAAAGAUGAUAUUUAUUAACUCUCUUCUUGUGAAUAAGUGUUUCGUAUAACCAGGACUUUGGGUUGAGUAGUUUUCUUAUUUUGAGCAACAACAACGACCGCUUUCUAGUGAUUGCGUUAUAAAUUGUACAUAGAGAAAUGACACGUUAUUUUUAUAAGCUCGGUGAAUUAAUGAUUUAAUUUU